Messenger RNA from Symbiodinium sp. CCMP2592, 624 nucleotides. NCBI's taxonomy places the organism in Eukaryota, Dinophyceae, Suessiales, Symbiodiniaceae. The record is from the annotation of a GenBank genome assembly.
AUGUCGUCCGCAUCGAGUUCCUCGUCCGAGGUCUCGGAUGCAGAAGCCAGUUCUGACGAUGGUCAGACUGGAGCUGCCGUUGAGGACGACGGCAAGGACGGCGGCAAGCAAGAAGAGCCAAGCGAAAAGGUUGAGAAGGCAGAGGAAGAGGACAGUGGCGUGUGGGGCCACUUGGACAGUGUGCUUCCAAGCCACGAAAGGCAGAGGCUAGAACGUGAGGCUGUUUUGAGAAAACAAGAGGAGGAGAAGGAGAGAGCAGCUGAAGCCGCUGUCUACGUGGGGAAGCCAGACAUGCGGCCGAGCUGGGAUGGGGGAGGUUGGGGUGGUCCCAAAGACGGCUACGACAUGGACACGAGAUACAUGUUGAGGGGUGAGGCGCGGGAGCUCCCCGACCAUAUCUACCAGAAGUGGAAAUUCCAGAAGAACGAUGAGCACUUGAGAAUCCAAGUUAUGACGAAGGACAAAAAGAAGAAGGCAAAGAAGAAAAAGGGCAAGGGCACGGAUGUUCCCCGCAAGAAGAAGGACAAGAAGGAGAAGGAUAAGAAGAAGAAAAAAAACAAGAAAGAGAAAAGCAAGAAGGACAAAAAGGCCGGAAAGAAAAAGCGCAAGGACACGGAAUCGUGA